ACAGCCCGUUGCGGUGGAAGGGCUGCGAUGAAGACGAAUCGCGGUUUUGUUGUUAUUUCGCGUACUGAGGCGAGUCGCGACGCGUUUUCUCGCGGCGAACGGUGUGCGACGCGUGCCAGGUGCUACGAGACGUGCGUGUAGGAGCUUGUUCGCGUGCGUAAUCCCGCGCCAGCACACGAAACGGGGUUUUUUCCAUAUCGUGUCGUGUCGUAUCGUGUCAUUGACUCAGGACGAAGUGUCAAAAUUUAUCCGUGUUCUCCGUUCACCUCCCCCUUGACCUCCCCCCCGCUCGCGUCAUCCGCGCGACACGAGAGUGCGAGAUAUUAAAAUCUCUUCCGCGAAUAAAAUCUCGACGAUAAUCCUCGUCGUCCCGUGACGCGAGAAGACGCGACUUGUACGAGCGUUAGCAGCAGAAGUAAGGACAUGUAUACAUAUGACAACGUCAGUGCGCUUUGUUUUCUUUCUCUUUUACAAUGUCGCUAAAUCUCGACACAAAGCGAGUCGACGAGUUAUUUUAACGCUUGUUGAUGAUAAUAAACGGGAGGAACUGGAGAUACGCCACGACGUAGUGCGACGUGCAUCAUACGUGUUAUCACUGUUAGCGAUUUUUUUUAACUUUUGUUUUGAAGCUAGAGCGAUUUGUUUAAUAUGCGUGCGAAUUCCACAACUUCGUGAAAACAAUCUAUUAUCUGCGAUGUUUAACCUUAUCCUUGCGCGAAAUGUCAGUCGACGUAUCGUUGAUAUACUACAUGCAAUUUGAUCCUACAUGCUGAAUAGUGUUCACCAGACUCAAAUGAAUACGUAAUCUGUGUUGAAAUACUAUGAGGAAUACAAUGAUCAUUUAUCUAAGAUGCAUUUAAUAAAAUCUAUUCAUCAGUGAUUAUAUAUUUGGCAAAGUUGGAGAGUGAUGCCGGUUCAUCAGAUUAAUGUUAAUCCGCCUGACUGGCAACCACCUUUGUCAAUUAGUCCUUCUAAUAAUACAAGUCCUGCUGGUGGAGAAGGUUUACCAGAAUGGACACCACGGGAAUCGAGUUAUGCCACAGUCGUUACUAUUAUACCAGACCAUUGUCACUCGUCUGUAAGCACAUUAUCCUCAACCAACCAUGAUAUUUGCAGGAUCUGCCAUUGUGAAGGCGAAGAAGGUGCUCCUUUAUUAGCACCUUGCUACUGCAGUGGCAGUUUGCGUUAUGUGCAUCAAGCUUGUCUUCAACAAUGGAUUAAGGCUUCGGAUACGCGCGCUUGUGAAUUAUGCAAAUUCACAUUUAUUAUGCAUGCCAAAACAAAACCAUUUUGUGAGUGGGAGAAACUCGAAAUGUCCGCGUUAGAAGUGCGAAAAUUAUGGUGCGCAGUGGCUUUUCAUGCUGUAGCUGCUCUUUGCGUAGCAUGGUCAUUGUAUGUACUCGUCGAACGAUCUGUGGAGGAAGCUCGUCGUGGAUUCGUCGACUGGUCUUUCUGGACUAAAUUAAUAGUCGUCGUAAUCGGUUCUACCGGUGGUUUGGUCUUCAUGUAUAUUCAAUGCAAAGCAUAUAUUACAUUAUGCAAAAAGUGGCGAGCGUUUAAUAGAGUGAUAUUUAUUCAAAAUGCUCCCGAAAAAGUGGUGCUUCCUCCGUCACCCACAGACUCUUUGAGAGAGGUCACCUUGCCCCUGAAGGACCCAACUGCCUCGAUGGCCGAACUCAACCGCACUCUGUUACCCCGUACCAUAGAUCCUCCAUGUGCCUCGCAGAUGUCGAAGGCCGACUCUGCCGCACCACAGAGGCACGACGCUCAAUUGAAACUUUAUGUAUUCGACAAAUUGUCCUCAUCCGAGGAUAAUCUAUAAUACCUAAACUUCGAAGAUGGAAAUCAUCGUACGUAAAAUCGCGCGUUAAAGGUGAUUACACAUUUUCAGUUCGAAGGAAAAA
Nylanderia fulva is the source of this 1904-nucleotide messenger RNA. Its product is annotated as E3 ubiquitin-protein ligase MARCHF8. The record is from RefSeq and is a predicted model, not a curated record. NCBI's taxonomy places the organism in Eukaryota, Metazoa, Arthropoda, Insecta, Hymenoptera, Formicidae. Gene Ontology annotation, molecular function: zinc ion binding.